AUUUUUCUUCACCUGCAUUACGCGUGAGACAGCAUAGCGUGAGGUGGAAGGAUCAAUCUCCGUUUACUUAUAGAUCCAGGUUCGAAUCUCAGCAGCUGAAAAAGAACUAUAAACUCUAGUGGGGAAAUGCGAGCAGAGGAGGAGGAGCGGCGUACAUAUGGGAGGAGCUCUUGUGGAUAGCUUCCGACGGUGGUGCCAUCGUCGCUGGAACCCCUCCACCUCUGCGCCAGCUGAACUAGAUAAACAAACAAGUACUAAUAGUGAAAAUAACAGCUAUUCUUCGUCUGAAGCAGCGGGAAUAAGUGGAUUAAAGCCUGUGCGGGUGCAGUUCAGGAGCGCAAUGGCCGCACCUGACCGCCAUAGAAAAAACUUGCUGGAUACAGAUUUUUUCACAGAAUAUGGUGAAGCCAAUAGGUACCAGAUACAAGAGGUUGUAGGGAAAGGAAGUUAUGGCAUAGUAGGUUCUGCAAUUGAUACUCAUACAGGCGAGAGAGUGGCAAUUAAGAAGAUUAAUGAUGUAUUUGAACAUGUCUCUGAUGCGACUCGCAUUCUGAGAGAAAUCAAGCUCCUUAGGCUGCUUCGUCAUCCGGACAUAGUUGAGAUUAAGCACAUUAUGCUUCCUCCAUCGCGAAGAGAAUUCAAAGAUAUAUAUGUUGUGUUUGAGUUGAUGGAAUCUGAUCUGCAUCAAGUUAUCAAAGCAAAUGAUGAUCUCACUCCUCAGCACUAUCAGUUUUUCCUGUAUCAGCUUCUUAGAGCUUUGAAGUACAUACACACAGCAAAUGUAUUUCAUCGUGAUUUGAAGCCAAAAAAUAUCCUGGCAAAUGCGGAUUGUAAACUGAAAAUAUGCGACUUUGGGCUUGCACGUGUCUCAUUCAAUGAUGCUCCUUCAGCAAUUUUUUGGACGGAUUAUGUGGCAACGAGGUGGUAUCGAGCCCCUGAACUUUGUGGGUCUUUCUUCUCCAAGUAUACUCCAGCCAUUGAUAUCUGGAGCAUAGGAUGCAUCUUUGCUGAAAUGCUGACUGGAAAGCCUUUGUUUCCUGGGAAGAAUGUGGUGCAUCAGCUGGAUCUCAUGACCGAUUUGCUUGGUACUCCUUCAACAGAAUCAAUUUCCAGGAUUCGCAAUGAGAAGGCUAGAAGGUACUUAAGUAGUAUGCGGAAAAAGCAGCCAGUCCCCUUAACACAGAAGUUUCCGAAUGCAGACCCCUUGGCUCUUUGCCUUCUUGAGCGGUUGCUUGCCUUUGAUCCAAAAGACCGACCUACAGCUGAGGAGGCACUGGCUGAUCCGUAUUUUAAAGGUCUGGCAAAAGUUGAGCGCGAACCUUCUACUCUGCCCAUCUCAAAGAUGGAAUUUGAGUUUGAAAGGAGGAGACUAACAAAGGAUGAUGUAAGAGAGCUUAUCUAUCGAGAGAUUUUGGAGUAUCAUCCUCAGAUGCUAAAGGAGUAUCUGUGUGGUGCCAACAAUGCAAACUUUAUGUAUCCAAGUGCUGUAGACAUGUUCAAGAGACAAUUUGCUCAUCUUGAGGAACACUAUGGUAAAGGAGAAAACAGUACACCCCUUGGGAGGCAACAUGCUUCAUUGCCAAGAGAGCGAGUUUUUAGAGAGGACAUUUCAAAGCAGGAGUCCGAAAAGCAGGACAAAGGGAAUGCAGCUGUAACAAAGGCUUCGCUACACAGUCCACCAAGAGUUCAAGAUUCAUUCGAAGUGAUUGGUUCGGGGGUUUCACUGACAAGUGUUGCAAGUGAAGCCAUUGCAAAUACACGUAGCCUAGUAAAGAGUGCUAGCAUCAGUGCUUCACAAUGCAGUCCUGCAGUUAAUGCAUCUCAAAAAAGGAACUCAACAAUGAAUCCUGAAGAGAAUGAGCAGAAUGAGGACUUGAGUCACGAGUUGAAUACAGUCAGAUUGAAAACAGAUUCUAUGGUUGCUGGCUUGACGAGGAAGGUUGCAGCAAUGCCAAGUGGGGCGGCUCGUUCAUAAAAAAAUCAUUACAUAUUUAAGUCGUUUGUGGCAGUUGUUUCUAACUUGAUUGUAAUUUGGCUACAACAUGCUCUCAAUGAGUUGUUGGGGAUAACAAAGAUUCUCUUUGAAUUUCCUAGGCACAGCACAGAUGUAAUGGUUGCUGGCUGGGAAAAUGAUGGUUACAGCCAUGUCAAGUGGGCUGGCCUAUUCUCAUAGUAAUCAUCAUUUAAUCUUAUUUAGUGCUAGUUGCUAAUCUAUUUAUCGGGAUAUUGUUAUUAUUA
Messenger RNA from Cryptomeria japonica (Japanese cedar), 2238 nucleotides. RefSeq names its product mitogen-activated protein kinase 9. Gene Ontology annotation, biological process: protein phosphorylation; intracellular signal transduction. The transcript has 11 exons. The record is from RefSeq and is a predicted model, not a curated record. Gene Ontology annotation, molecular function: MAP kinase activity; ATP binding. Gene Ontology annotation, cellular component: cytoplasm; nucleus. Lineage: Eukaryota; Viridiplantae; Streptophyta; Pinopsida; Cupressales; Cupressaceae. The coding region runs from base 158 to 1975 and encodes 605 amino acids.